Messenger RNA from Dicrocoelium dendriticum, 1179 nucleotides. The record is from the annotation of a GenBank genome assembly. Lineage: Eukaryota; Metazoa; Platyhelminthes; Trematoda; Plagiorchiida; Dicrocoeliidae.
AUGGCACUUGUAAAUUAUGAGAGUUCCGGAGGUGAAUCGACUGAUUCUGAACCCGAAUUGCGCUCUACCAAUACCGUUUCGGACUCUAGAUUCGUUUCCACAGCAACGGAUAAAGUUGAACCAGAGUAUAAAAUGCGUAUGCCUAUGAGUGCAAAACAGCCCAGCUUGCUUCCCAGCUUCACUUCUUUGAAGUUGAAGACUGGGAAAGUGUUGGUUUCCGUUCCCGUUUUGGAGGGCCUUGAUUCAUCUUCCAGCGAAAGUGAUGCUGACUCCUCGAAGGCGAGCGGUCCUACACGUACACAGCGACCGAAGAAGGGAUCAAACCACCCAUCGGUUCAGCAAGGUGGAGGCCUUUUGACUAUAUUACCACCCGUUCGAUCAGCGACCAUUCGGGAUGGGGUAAAACCUUCUCUAAUGGUUCCUCAUCAACUAGCGUCCAAUGUGAACGCAGAUGAGGACUGGGAUCUCGUACACACAAAUAACGAUAAUGACACAGACUCGGAAGAUGGCGCUGAAGCUUCCACCUUCUUUUCUUUUGAUCAGCCGCCACAAGAGGAUCCACAAGCGGUUGCUGGUGUAAGAGCAGCGGCAGCAACCCGUGUUCUACGAUCUCUAGUGCCUUCCCCUCCACUAAGCGAGGUACCGAGUGAACCCACCUUAACUGAUACAGCUGUGGAUGGAUUCCAACGGUCAGUGCCGCCUCGCGUCGAAGCGCCGCUCUGUACCAUUGACCCGAAGGUGUUGAGUAUGAUAGAUGUGCCGCAGAAAGCGUCCGUGAUGGCUGGUGAUGAUUCUGACGACGUUCCCGUUGAACCACAAUACUGGACGGAGGACACAUUCGUUCCAGGUCCUGAACGUAAACGGGCCAGACUAAAUCUACCGGGUACCCGAGCUCUACCCGUGGCUGAUCUGUUGAGCACUUCCAAUCAAGUCAUUCGCGAAGUGAAGCAAGCUGAUUUGACUGCUGGCGCUGACGUAGCGUUGAUCAAAUCAGUCACCUCUGAUGAGUCACAGUACGUCUCACGCAGUUCCACCGAUGAUCCUGGCAAAUUGGCCCACCGGAAGCAUCAGAUUACUUGGUUAGCACAUCAGGCUCAAGAGAAAGAAAUGGAGUUGGAGAAACGGUGGUCCGAAGCACGCCAUAACAAGGCAUCUAACCGGGCAAAAUACGGCUUCUGA